Messenger RNA from Diceros bicornis minor, 3549 nucleotides. RefSeq names its product CCR4-NOT transcription complex subunit 6 like (gene CNOT6L). Bases 403 to 2055 code for a protein of 550 amino acids. Gene Ontology annotation, cellular component: nucleus; cytoplasm; CCR4-NOT complex. NCBI's taxonomy places the organism in Eukaryota, Metazoa, Chordata, Mammalia, Perissodactyla, Rhinocerotidae. Gene Ontology annotation, biological process: nuclear-transcribed mRNA poly(A) tail shortening. The transcript has 12 exons. Gene Ontology annotation, molecular function: poly(A)-specific ribonuclease activity; protein binding. The record is from RefSeq and is a predicted model, not a curated record.
CUCCGGCGGCUGCGGGGGCGAAGCUUCCUCCGGCGGGGGCCUUCGCGUCGGCGGCCGCGGGGCCUCUCCUGCGCGCCCAGGGUCACCGUCCCCGAAGCCCGGCGGCGCGGCCCUCGUCCCCUCCCCGCCCCCCCAUCCGUCUCCUUCUCGCUCCCUUCAGCCUCCCUCCUCGCCACCGCCUCUGCCGUUCCUCAGGCGGCCCGGCCCGGCCCGCCCGCCCCGCGUCCCCUCCGGCCGGUGCCUCUCCCCCCGGCGGGCUGCCUGCAUGUCUUUGCUGCCCUCAGCCCCGCCGCCACCGCCGCCGCCGCCUCCCCCGCCGCCGCAACACCAGCACCAGCCGCCCCGCCGCCGCCGCCGCCGCCGCCGCCCGGACCCCGGCGCGCUGAAUGCAGACUAAUAGGGAUGCCAAAGGAAAAAUAUGAUCCUCCAGAUCCUCGCAGAAUUUAUACCAUCAUGUCAGCAGAGGAGGUAGCCAAUGGGAAAAAAUCUCACUGGGCCGAAUUAGAAAUCUCGGGUAGAGUGCGGAGCUUAAGUACAUCACUUUGGUCAUUGACACACUUGACAGCGCUGCACCUAAAUGACAAUUACCUUAGUCGCAUUCCACCUGAUAUUGCCAAGCUUCAUAAUCUGGUUUACCUGGAUCUGUCAUCCAAUAAACUCAGAAGUUUACCAGCAGAACUAGGAAACAUGGUGUCUCUCAGGGAAUUGCUUUUAAAUAACAAUCUGUUACGGGUUUUGCCUUAUGAACUUGGUCGGCUCUUCCAGCUACAAACUCUAGGUUUGAAAGGCAAUCCUUUAUCACAGGAUAUUCUCAAUUUAUACCAGGACCCAGAUGGAACCCGAAAGCUACUGAACUUCAUGCUUGACAAUCUUGCAGUUCAUCCAGAGCAGCUUCCUCCGAGGCCAUGGAUUACAUUAAAAGAACGAGACCAAAUUCUGCCAUCAGCAUCAUUCACGGUUAUGUGUUACAAUGUGUUAUGUGAUAAAUAUGCCACCCGGCAGCUAUAUGGCUAUUGCCCAUCCUGGGCGUUAAACUGGGAAUACAGGAAAAAGGGAAUUAUGGAAGAAAUUGUUAACUGUGACGCAGAUAUCAUUAGUCUUCAGGAAGUGGAAACAGAGCAAUACUUCACUCUCUUUCUGCCAGCAUUGAAGGAGCGUGGAUAUGAUGGAUUUUUUUCUCCAAAGUCACGUGCCAAAAUCAUGUCUGAGCAGGAGAGAAAGCAUGUGGACGGUUGUGCAAUAUUCUUCAAAACAGAAAAAUUUACAUUGGUGCAGAAGCAUACAGUGGAAUUUAACCAAGUGGCAAUGGCUAAUUCAGAUGGAUCCGAAGCUAUGCUGAACAGAGUGAUGACAAAAGAUAAUAUUGGCGUCGCUGUGGUAUUAGAGGUCCACAAAGAACUAUUUGGAGCAGGUAUGAAGCCUAUUCAUGCUGCAGACAAACAGCUGCUUAUAGUGGCAAAUGCCCACAUGCAUUGGGACCCAGAGUAUUCUGAUGUGAAACUCAUCCAGACCAUGAUGUUUGUGUCAGAGGUUAAAAACAUUCUGGAGAAAGCCUCUAGUAGGCCUGGCAGCCCAACCGCAGAUCCUAAUUCCAUCCCGCUGGUGCUAUGUGCAGAUCUUAACUCAUUGCCAGAUUCAGGUGUUGUGGAAUAUUUGAGCAAUGGAGGAGUAGCUGACAACCAUAAAGACUUCAAGGAACUAAGGUACAAUGAGUGUCUUAUGAACUUCAGCUGCAAUGGAAAGAAUGGAAGCUCAGAAGGGAGAAUCACACAUGGCUUCCAACUGAAGAGCGCCUAUGAAAAUAACUUGAUGCCUUACACCAAUUACACCUUUGAUUUCAAAGGCGUGAUUGACUACAUUUUCUAUUCCAAGACUCAUAUGAACGUGCUUGGUGUCCUGGGGCCUUUAGAUCCUCAAUGGCUGGUUGAGAACAACAUCACUGGGUGUCCACACCCUCACAUCCCUUCAGACCACUUCUCACUGUUAACACAACUUGAACUCCACCCUCCACUCCUGCCUCUUGUUAAUGGUGUUCACUUGCCUAAUCGGAGGUAGUGGAGUACUGCCCCGCAAAGACGGGGAUCUGUUGCUAUGGACCUGUACAGUUGUAAAUCAAAGUAUGUAGGAGUGAAGUAUGGCCAUUCUUAAGCUGCUUCUUCAGGUUUCUUUCAUUAUGUGUUUGCUAUGAAAUUCUGUACAUUUUUGUGCAUAUUGGUAUCAUUUGGCACUAGGGCUGGAACCAAAGUAUUAUUCUCUUUCCAGAUUUUUAGUUUAAUGUGUUUUUAAAUUGGACUUCAUAGGAGUCAGCAUUCAAAAUUGAUAAAUCAACGUUUCGAGGCCCAACAACAGUGUAUUUGUUUUUGCAAAACAAAUGCUUUCUUUUGAAUGGUUUCAAAUGAGCCAACCGUUUUUGUAAAAGGCAAUUUUUAAAAACUAUAAGAUUUUAAAGUGAAGGAUGGCAUGCCUUGCAGGGGAAACUUUCUUGAAUUUCUGUUUUCCAUUAUAACAAACUGAUUUUUGGCUCCCCAAGUCACUUGCACAUUAAUAAAGCACUUAAAUUUACCAGAUCUGUACAUAAACUAUGAUAUAGCCUUUAGCCGUAAUAAGAAAAAUUAAGAAAUUAAAGAUGGUUGCACAAUAUGCUUUCAAAAUCAAGCAUUUAACAGUACAUGACAGUUUGUUGGGCAAAUGCUGGUUGUUUUUUUUGAGGAAUCACUCUGUAUUUUGUUCCCCCAUUAGUUAUAACCUUAUUAGAAGUAUAAAUUGUAAGCCUGUCUCUCCAGUUUAUGUAUAGGGAAAUAGUGGGUAAUUUCAACUACCACACAUCUUGAAAAUAGAAUUUUGUAUAUUUAGGAUGCCCACAAAUUAGUGUCCAGUAUUUUUCAUUAUUCGCAUCUACACUAUUCUGCCCGAUUGUGCUGGAAAAACAAAUAUUAUAUGAUCUGUAUAAUUUUUGCUCUUAUAGUCAAAUGUUAAAAAAUAACUACUGAAUGAAAAGGCCCUGAUCAAAAUUUUAGAAGGAGAAGGCUAUACAAAUAUUUCAUGUGUUUCCCAAAGUAGGUCAAGUGGCUGUUGGUUUUGACUUUUGGAGGUGACAAUGGAAAGAAUUUGGAGGAGAGAGAACAGGGAGUAGUUGAAAACCUUGGAUCAUUUUUCCUGGCUCUAGUUGCCAAAUGGCCAUUAUAUGCUUUUAAUCUUUGUUUCCGUUGUCUGUCAGGGUUGAAUUAAGAAGCUACUGGUUUAUUCCCAACUGUUGAUGCUCUUUAGAUAUGUUGGAAUCCUUUUUUUGCCCAGGAGGGGCCAGUUGAAAAUCUGUGACUCAAGAGGCAGUGAACGUAGUAUCGUUUUCUAGGGGAAAAAUUGGUUGGCUACUUGAUGUUAAUUAUGGCACAGGAACAGGAAAAGGUUGUGUCUGUGUUUUUAAGUUUUUCUUUAUUCUGCUUUUUUGCUGCUAUAAGAGUUUUCUGAAAUUUAUAUUUUAAACUUUUCAUGCACUUUACUGUUUCUAGUCUCAAAAUGUGAUAUUUUUAAUAAACAAAUUUUCCAUUA